Messenger RNA from Trichoderma breve, 429 nucleotides. RefSeq lists its product as uncharacterized. NCBI's taxonomy places the organism in Eukaryota, Fungi, Ascomycota, Sordariomycetes, Hypocreales, Hypocreaceae. The record is from RefSeq and is a predicted model, not a curated record. The transcript is spliced from 2 exons. Bases 1 to 429 code for a protein of 142 amino acids.
AUGAUGACCAUGACUCCAGACGAGUUGGCGGCGGUCCUCGGAACCUUUGCGGCCGAAAUACGGCAGGAUAUUCGCAAAGAGACCAAAGUCAUAGAAGUCAACAUACGACACGAGGUACUGGCCAACCAACUCAAAACGCAGCACGAGUUGAUGGAGGUGCAAAAGAAGCUACGACAUGACUUGGCGAAAAUACGACACGACAUCCAAACCCAAGCCCACGGGAUCGAGAUGUCCCAGAAAGUGCUCAACGACAAGCUUGAAUCACUGACCAAGGAGGUCUCUGCUACGGGAGAUAAGACUUGUGAGCUGCUGUUAUCGUUGGAAGAGGAAGAGGAGUCAGAUUCGUUCGGGGAAAAUUCGGCUAUCCGUGACUGGACAGCUUGGAUCCAUGAUUUAUUGCUAGGAGAGUGGCCAGAUGAGGCGAGGUAA